This is a messenger RNA of Stegostoma tigrinum, 2234 nucleotides long. It is a transcript of the gene fuz, whose product is annotated as fuzzy planar cell polarity protein. The transcript has 11 exons. The coding region runs from base 25 to 1281 and encodes 418 amino acids. Gene Ontology annotation, biological process: vesicle-mediated transport; non-motile cilium assembly. Lineage: Eukaryota; Metazoa; Chordata; Chondrichthyes; Orectolobiformes; Stegostomatidae. The record is from RefSeq and is a predicted model, not a curated record.
GGGGGGGGGGUCCGGUUUCUCAAGAUGGCGGCUACUGUACAGCUCCUGUGCCUGGCAACUAGCAGUGGCGUGCCUCUGUAUUGCAGAAGUAAGGGGGAGAGUAGGCAGCUUCCGUUCUCGGUUAUUGGCUCUUUGAAUGGAGUGCACAUGUUUGGGAGUAACCAGGAUAUUUUUCUAACCAGCACCUGUACUGACAACACCAGGGUCUGUUGGAGAGUUUUCCACGACAGCAUCACACUCAUUGCCAUGUCCUCUGAGGAAGAUGCAAGUGACCUUUACCUUAGCCACCUGUUGGACAACGUCUUCAGUGCCAUGGUGCUGGUGAUUGGUUUGGAUGAUCUGGUGAAUCUUAAAAAUGUGGAACGAUUGAAGCGGGAACUGCGGGCCUGUUACAAGCUUAUUGACAGUUUCCUGGCUGCCUUGGAUUGGAUGGGAGACCUGACCCAGUGCGUGGAUUGUGUGGUGUCUCCACACUCCGACAUACUGCAGGAGGCGCUCGAUGUAUUUGUUGUUGCUGCUGCCUCUGAGAGUAACUUUGGGUGCCUUAUGGUCAUGGGCAAAGUCGUCGUGGCGACAGAGAAGUGGUGGCGGCUCACAGCACAGGAGGUCAUGCUGUUGGCAUGGCUGGUGGGAUCCCUGGCGCCCAGCACAUCACGUGACUACCCCAUCUAUCUGCCUCAUGGCAGUCCCACGGUACCCCACAGGCUAUUGACCUUUCAGCUGGUCCCUGGAGUAGAAGUGUGCCUGUUGUGUGGACCAAGCCCCUCCUUGCAGCAAGUUCAGACUGAGUUAAUUGAAAGAUUCUGGAGUCCGCUACUGGAACCUUUAAUGACCUGUCUCAGGGUACAUCAACGCUCCUUCUCGGCUGGUAUUCCUUUACAUCGGAGCGUCCUUGGCCUUCUGUUAGUAAACAGAGAACAGAACAAGCAUUUGUUCACUCUGCAGCCUCAUGCAGUUGAACACAGUCAACAGCAAGGAGCAGCAGUUCCUCCCGAGAGACGCAGGUCAAUUUUGCGACAAUUUUACACCUUAGCUAUCUCUUCGUACUUUCCAGCGCAUUCAAGUGAAGAGACGUCAGCAUCUCUCCAUGAGGAAUUCCACACUGGCUUCACCCAUUCCCCAGCGGAGUGCUACAUUGCUGCUGAUGACCACAAGUGCUAUGCAAUCCAAACCCAACAGCACCAGCUCUUCUUAACCUUCACAUCAGAUACUCCAACCUUUGCACUACGAAAUAUUGCAACCAAAACGAUCACCCUACUAACGAAGGAGCUUCCUUUCUGAGCUGCACCUGCUGGAAUUCCAGACUCUGAGCACAGAGUAAUGCAGACACCAUCUUGUCCAUUGAGGUAAUAAUCGAACAGACCGUCAGCCCUGAAUAGUGCUAUCACUCCCUGAGAGUGAUGAGAAGCGAGAGCAACCCAGUUAGUCAAUGCUCUUGGUUCCUUUCGAUUUAAAAAAAGGAGAGAAACUGGCAGUUUUCCUUGUUAAUAACUGAGGAAACACCAGGUGCAGGAACAGCUGUGAGCUCACUUGCAUAGUGACACAUAGGAAAAUGGGAGAAAGGCCCAAGGAGAAACGGCUUUCAUCCUAUUGGAUAACUUUUGAAGUGGUAAUUCUCAGGAAAGUAAAGAGGAGAAGGGGUUUGGGUAAGGCAAAUUAAUUGCCCCUUUACUAUUGCUGCUGUGGCGGAUAGCUCUCAUUCACUGGCAUGAGGGUAUGGGAUGAGAAGAAGUUGAAGAACCAUCCUGGAAGGAAAAGGAACUGCGCCAGGGGGUGCACUUCAACUCUAGAACACCAGAAAGGAAAGCUAAAGUGAUUUGUAAAAGUGAUGUUAAAUUUGAUCCUGGGUCUUAGCCAUUGACUGCUCUUGGAAUUCCAGUGCUAGAAACAACUGGUUAGUUGGCAGAACAGCUGGAAGUACUGUUGUGUUGGACCUCUUACGGUUGUUGUUAACCCUGGCCUGGGCUGUCCCCCUUAAAAGAGUAUUCACGUUGAAGUCAAGCUGCUCCUAGCCAGCCGUGUAUGCAGUCACUAAAUAUUCUUGAGGCUAUCUGUUCUGGAUCAUGUAAAAUAGCAGAGGGAUGGAUUAAUGGCAGUGGAAUCUUGGACAAGGAGAAGUGGAGAAUUUCAUAAAAAUAAGUGGUGACAGGGUGAUUCACACCCAUGUAAGUUAGUGUUACAUAGUCUGUGUGUUACAUUUUGAGUGUACUUUAAUAAAAAUUCAUUUAAAUUAC